UGAUCAAAGUGAGAGAAGAAGUGGAGCGAAUGAAGUUGAAUGAAGUUAAAAGUGAAGAGAGAGUGAGAGAGAAAUAGAAAGAGAUCUGAAAGAGAUGAGCUCGGCGCAGAAGCAGGUGUGGGAAGGGGCCAUUCCGCUGCAGAUUCAUCUCCACGAAUCUGAAGUCACAACUCUUCCUCCUCCUCCACCAGCUUUGGUAUUCUUCUCGCGCCACACUCUUCCUAUUUCCGUGUUGGCUCCUCGGAUAGGUUACUUGCCUCUGUUGAUAUCGCUCGUGAAGCCUCACUUCAGCACCACGCUUCCCCCUGGACUUGACACCGUUUGGUUUGACUACAAAGGCCUUCCUCUCAAGUGGUUUAUACCGACCGGUGUUCUUUUUGAUCUUCUGUGCGUGGAGCCGGAGAGACCGUGGAAUUUGACGGUAAUUACUUUCUGAUCUUGUUUUGGUUUUCUGUUUAGUCAAUUUGACCUACCCUUUUCUGUUGGAAUUACAUGUUGUUUCCUCUGUUUAGAUUGUUCGGUAGGAAGCGGCUCAUUUAGAUUUUAAUUGCAGGAAACAAGUUUAAUACGAGAGUUUAAUUUUUAGUGGUCAUAUACUCCUAGGUUAAAAUCGUUUUCUGUACGACUUUAAGGUAGUUGUUGUAAAAUUUAUUAAACUUAUCUUAUAUGACGAUGGUUUAUGAU
Vigna umbellata (rice bean) is the source of this 684-nucleotide messenger RNA. NCBI's taxonomy places the organism in Eukaryota, Viridiplantae, Streptophyta, Magnoliopsida, Fabales, Fabaceae. The record is from RefSeq and is a predicted model, not a curated record.